GAGCUAUUCAUCUUGUACGUACUCAGAGACUGUAGUGGGCUGAUCUGGCACUACACCUGCAGCACCACAGCCAGCGGACAGCUCCACUCUGCAGUACCAGUAGGACUCAGUGUCCUCUGAUGCUUGAUUGCAGAUCAAAGCUGCAGGGAUCUCUUCUAAAGCAAAAAAACAGCACCAUCAAGAUAACGACUGCACGAAGGAUCUCUGCAGCGGCAAGAGGAUAUUGUACAAGUUCCCUAAACUUCCAUACACUUGAUAAAGGACAGAGAUGGAAACCAAAGAACCCCAGCUGAAAGGAAUUGUCACAAGGUUAUUCAGCCAGCAGGGCUUCUUCCUGCAGAUGCACCCAGAUGGCAGCAUUGAUGGGACAAAGGACGAAAACAGUGACUACACACUUUUCAAUCUAAUCCCAGUGGGUCUACGUGUGGUGGCAAUACAAGGAGUGAAGGCAGGACACUACGUGGCAAUGAAUGGUGAAGGUUUUCUCUACAAUUCAGAAACUUUUACCCCAGAAUGCAAGUUUAAGGAAUCUGUGUUUGAAAAUUACUAUGUCAUCUACUCUUCAACUCUUUAUCGGCAGCAAGUAUCUGGGCGUCAAUGGUUCCUGGGACUCAAUAAGGAAGGUGAAAUCAUGAAAGGCAACAGAGUGAAAAAGACCAAACCAUCAUCACAUUUUGUACCAAAACCUAUAGAAGUGUGCAUGUACAGAGAGCCAUCAUUGCAUGAAAUUGGAGAGAAGCAAGGACGCUCAAGAAAAAGUUCAGGAACGCCAACCAUGAACGGUGCAAAAGUUGUUAAUCAAGAAUGCACAUAGCCAAUAUUCAAUCCAGUCCUGAGAGUGAAUCCAUUGGAAAGUCAGAAAUUAAACAUACAAACUGACAAAACAGGUUUUCCGUUGACUAUAUGUUUGAACUCAAAUCUUUUUCUUCUUUGAAUAGGACAACGACAUGGAAAUCAAAUUGCCUGUGCAAUGUUUUAAACCAACUAGAAACAAAAAAAAAAAAAAAAGAGAAAAUUAUAUGAAUCUGGACUCCAUUCACAUUUUAUGCAAAUUUUAUCAUGUGAUCAAAUAAGUUACCAUCUCUGCAUAAAAAUAAAUAAAUAAAAAAAAUCAAAUAAAUAAUACCUUUAAAAGAAAAAAAAUGUUCUGGAGAAAUAAAUGUUUAUAGUCUUUUUUUUUUUUAGAUCCCAUUGAAACACAAAAAUAAGACACUAAACGGGACUGAUUUAUGUUUUAGAUUUGUGUCUAUUUUAAAGCUUGCUUGCUUUAUAUUCUGAGAUGCAAUCCUUCUUUGCAAGGUGUAUAGUUAGUUAAAGGGAUACAGUUGGAAGAGAUCAAUGUACCACUUCUUACAUGUUUAUCUUUUAAUCACAAUUUGAUAAAUAAUAACUUCCUUUCAAAAAUGAGACAUAAAAAGCACAAAUAACACAUAACAUAAUUGAACAUACAAGUUUAAAGGGACCUAAAACCCAUAUCCUUAUUAUUCUUAAGGUCAGGAUACACUGCAGUGGAAAAAAGUAGUUAGCCACUAAGAAAAGGCUCUGAAGCAGUCAUAAUUGUUGUUUUCGACUUGAAUCGUAUCACUCCAGGUGGUUUCCAGAUUGGUCGGUAUUCACCCUGAACAAUCACAGACUCCAGAUAUUGAACCCUGAUAAUAAAUUAUGCUACCAAGCUAAAAAGGAACACAGAAAUCAAACUAUUUAUUUUAAUAUUUAGCACAAAAAUCUGUUUAAAACAUUAUAGAACAAAAAGCAUGAGAAAUGAGUGUAAGGGGUUAAACGCAUUGUUAUUUUGUUACCAAUGUGCACUCAUACAAUAAUACAGUCUAAUAACAAAUUGGAGUAUUUUAUUAUAGCAUUAACGGUAGCUCAUUUGAAUAUGUAGCAAAAAGUAUAUUGUUCCUUUAAAGGGACAGUAAACAUGCAUUGCUUUAGUCUACAAAUCUGCUUUGUCACAUACUCCCUAGUAAAAAUAUAUUACCAAGGUUUUCAAAAUGCUGCCAAUUGUCUAAACCAGCUAUUUGAUAUGCAACAUUUGCAGGUCACAGACGUUUUUCACAAAAGCAAAUUUAUUAAAUGCCUUUUUAAGAUCUGGGUUAUUGUUUUCUUCUGUUUUAACCAAUUAGAGAUCAUUACUGGAGUAAUAGAUGAUUAAAUAUUAACCCUUACCUGACAGACAUAAUACACAAUUUGUUAUUGGUCUAAUGGCCAAAACAAUAGCAUAGCACACAAGGUUAUGCUGAAAUAGAGGAAGAAUAAAGUGAGGAAAUGACAGUGAGGGUGACAUUUGUUGGAUUGCAGCUCUUAAGGGCUUCCAUUUGCAGGUGAGCUUUCUAAGUAGAUAUAGAUCUGUAUAAAUAUUAACCAAUUGCUUGCCAGAGAGCCACAACUCUAAGUGAAGCAAUGCUUUGCUGCAAUCUAUUUCUGGCAUUCAAGGGAUUAACACAUUGUUAAUGAUGUUUGAAAGCAGAAGACCAUUACCAAAGGGGUUUUAUGAAUAAUUUUUAAACAUUUUAGAUUUGUUCACAUGAACUAUUUUGUACUGUAAAAUGUUGGCUUUACACUUUGUAAAGCAUAUGAAUUUAUUUAAUGUUUAAGUUGACUGCAAGGUCACUGUAACCAAAUAUUGAAAUCAAGUCUUUCUCGUUCAGCAAAAGAAAUCCAAUCAAAUAUGUUCAAAAUAUAUAUUUUUUGCAUUAAAUGUUAAGUAAAUAAUGUUUAAAGUAUAAAGUAUAGCAAACAAAAUAUUUUAUUUUUUAACUGCAUACUGCAGUACUCAUUAUUCAUGAGUGGAAAGGCAACUCUUAAAACUGUGCUGGUUAACAGGGAACCACCUUUACAUACCUGGAACAAAAUAUAUAUUCAGCAUUUUUUUGCAUCUGCAAUAUAUUUUAAAUGACCAUCUUUUAGAUAGAUGUAGAUGUCCAUUUAAUUGAGCAGGCUAUAAUUAUACUUAUAUAGUGCAGAGAUUGUCAAUAAAGAAUGUCCUAUAUACACCAUACUUUGGUUGCCUUAAAAUAGUCAUAUAUUCUUGCUUUAAAGACACAUAAAGUAGCCAUAAUGAAAUCAUCUGAUGUGCUACAUCAUUUUACUAGUUCCCUAUUGCUUAAACAGGACUAUGUGUUUAACACCUGCAAAGGGAUUUUAAACUCAAAAUUGUAUCUCACCCAUAAGUAUGCAUUAUUAAAAAUGUUUUAUUGCAAUUCAUUAUUUAUUUUGCUGUAAUUGUAUGGUAAUUCUGAAAACUGUAGUAUUGUGUACCCAAAAGAACCAUGGCACGCCAUGCUGCACAGUGAUUGGCUGAUAUGUGCAGGAGCUUGUUUAUAUAUAUGUCCUUAAUUGGUCACAGAACAGGAAGUAUCAUUUUAAUAUUUAAAAAAGGGGUGUGUCCUGGGCCUUUUAAGCAAUGGAUAUUGUUCUAACAAAAUUACAGUUUCAGAUGGUUUUAAAA
Messenger RNA from Bombina bombina (fire-bellied toad), 3451 nucleotides. It is a transcript of the gene FGF12, whose product is annotated as fibroblast growth factor 12. The coding region runs from base 269 to 814 and encodes 181 amino acids. The record is from RefSeq and is a predicted model, not a curated record. The transcript has 6 exons. Lineage: Eukaryota; Metazoa; Chordata; Amphibia; Anura; Bombinatoridae. Gene Ontology annotation, biological process: positive regulation of cell population proliferation; positive regulation of gene expression; positive regulation of protein phosphorylation. Gene Ontology annotation, molecular function: fibroblast growth factor receptor binding; growth factor activity. Gene Ontology annotation, cellular component: cytoplasm.